AUGCAAAUUUCUGAGCUGAUCAAGCUGCCCAAGAGCAGCAGCAGCAGCAACAACCUACGCAGCAGCAGCAGCAGCAGCGGCGGCGGCUCAAGAAUUAUUAUUAAAUUCGAUAUAAAUAAUAUUUUCAACCGCUCCGCAUACCCGGCCUACCCCCCCAGUCGUCUCUCGAGUGGUCGGCCGCUGAUUAAUAAAAGACGGCUGCCGUGGCACAGCGGCAGAGAUGGCCUGCGGUGCUUAAAAAUUCUGAGGCAUCUGUCAAACUGAGCGAAGGUGAAGGUUUCGCGCAGGCGCAGCUUGGUGCCAGCAGGAUUGGGAUCGCGACAUCCAAAAGUAGCCGAAAUUGAGCUGAAGGAUAACACGAAAUGCCAGCGGAGACAGCAGCGGUCCAGCACGCAAUGUUCUUGGAAAGUGGAGGAUGUGGCGGCGACCGCCGAGCCAGGUGGGGGCUCCGAGUCAAGUGGGGCCACCAUUACAUUCCAUUGA
Messenger RNA from Drosophila ananassae, 483 nucleotides. RefSeq lists its product as uncharacterized. The record is from RefSeq and is a predicted model, not a curated record. Lineage: Eukaryota; Metazoa; Arthropoda; Insecta; Diptera; Drosophilidae.